This is a messenger RNA of Parnassius mnemosyne (clouded apollo), 1683 nucleotides long. NCBI's taxonomy places the organism in Eukaryota, Metazoa, Arthropoda, Insecta, Lepidoptera, Papilionidae. The record is from the annotation of a GenBank genome assembly.
AUGAUUGAGGGAAUGGUGAAGGAUGGUGUUAUUGAACCUUCAUCUAGUCCAUGGUGUUCACCUGUGGUGCUGGUAAAGAAGAAGGACGGCAGCAUGCGGUUUUGUGUUGACUAUCGCCGCCUGAACGACAUUACAAAGAAGGACAGCUAUCCCUUGCCAAGAAUUGAUGACACGCUGGAUAUGCUUACAGGCGUAAAGUGGUUUAGUACGCUAGAUCUGAAAAGUGGCUACUGGCAGGUUGAAAUUGACCCUAAGGACAAGGAGAAAACUGCAUUCUCCACAGGAAAGGGUCUGUGGCAAUUCAAAGUCAUGCCGUUUGGAUUGUGCAAUGCUCCAGCAACGUUUGAAAGGUUGAUGGAGCUUGUACUUACCGGGCUAAUUGGAGAUGCUUGUCUGGUCUAUUUGGAUGACAUCAUCAUCGUAGGCCGUACGUUUGAGGAACACCUUCAAAACCUGGAACGCGUGCUCAUGAAGAUCCAGAGUGCCAACCUCAAGUUGAGUCCAAAGAAGUGCUCACUAUUCAAACGGCAAGUUAGUUUUUUGGGGUAUGUAGUGUCGGAAGAAGGUAUCCGCACGGAUCCAGAGAAAAUUGCUGCUGUCAAGGAGUGGCCGGUCCCAAAAGACAAGACACAGGUUAGAGCAUUUUUGGGUUUGUGCUCUUAUUAUCGGCGAUUUGUGAAGAACUUUGCAGAUAUAGCCAAACCUCUGCACAAGCUAACCGAGGAGAAGCGACAAUUCUGCUGGGAUGAAAGUUGCGAUAUUGCAUUCCAGGAGCUCAAGAACCGCCUGUGCAAAACACCUAUUUUGGGGUACCCUGAUGCGGGCAAGGAAUUCAUAGUUGACACAGACGCAAGUGAUAUAGGACUUGGCGGUGUGUUGUCUCAACGGAAUGGUGAUCAAGAGAUUGUGAUAGCGUACUUCAGCAAGUCGUUGUCAAAGCCGGAAAGGAACUAUUGUGUCACAAGACGGGAAUUGCUUGCUGUGGUAAAGUCCUUGCAGCAUUUUAGCAAAUAUCUUCUAGGGCGGAAAUUCCACUUACGAACUGACCAUGCUGCACUGAAAUGGCUAUUGCAGUUCAAAAAUCCGGAAGGACAAGUUGCGAGAUGGAUAGAACUACUGCAGGAAUACGACUUUGUGAUCGAACAUCGCAGCGGGAAAUCUCAUGGCAAUGCAGAUGCAUUGUCAAGAAGACCUUGCCCUGAAGAUUGCAAGCAUUGUACUAGGCAAGAGGGUAAGGAAGUGGUAUCUGUGAGAAUGCUCAGGACAGACCAGCUCAGCAAUGAGUGGAAGGACAGCCUACAACAUGCACAGCAGGAAGAUUCGGACAUUAAGCCGAUUCUGGAAUGGAUGAAGGCCAGUGCUCCUAAGCCCAAGUGGAGCGACGUCUCAGCAAUGAGUUCGACCACGAAAAGCUAUUGGGCCCAAUGGGACAGCUUGCUGAUUCGGGAUGGAGUCCUGUGCCGUAAAUGGGAAAAUGGUCGGGGAGACAGGUGUCAUUUGCAAAUGGUUGUCCCUAAGGCUAAAGUGCCGGAUAUUCUACAGCUGUACCAUAGUGGUUGUUCAGGAGGCCACCUGGGAGUUAAACGAACUCUCCUGAAGAUCCGAGAACGGUUUUACUGGGUACCCACUGUCGUGACGAUGUCGAGGACUGGUGCCGCAAAUGUACAAGUUGUGCGGCUGUAA